Messenger RNA from Micropterus salmoides (largemouth bass), 1843 nucleotides. Its product is annotated as butyrophilin subfamily 3 member A2-like. The coding region runs from base 200 to 1828 and encodes 542 amino acids. The transcript has 11 exons. The record is from RefSeq and is a predicted model, not a curated record. Lineage: Eukaryota; Metazoa; Chordata; Actinopteri; Centrarchiformes; Centrarchidae.
CAUACCUUGAAGCCCAUGAAGCCCGAUGUGCAGCGUUGCAUAUGUCCCAGAAAACAAGUCGUCCCACAUGGAAACCGUAGCAAAGUGGUCCAAAACGUUUUGAGUCUUUGACUUUCUCUCAGGCUGCCCGGCCAGAACAGGUUCACACCAACUUUACCUGGAUUAAUAAUUAACAGCAGUCCCUUGAACAGACAGCAGGAUGUUUUACCAGAUGGCUGGACUGUCUCUUCAAUGUUCGCUCAGAACCAUACUUUUUUUCAUCGUCCAUCUUCUAUCACACUUUUGUACAGGUCACUCUCAGUUAAUUGGUUCUCCUCGGCCAAUAGUGGCAAAAGUUGGCGAUGACGUCAUCUUGCCAUGUCAUCUGCAGCCUGCAGUGGAUGUUGCUGCCAAGACUUUUGACUGGACAAGACCAGACCUGGACCCCAGAUUUGUUUAUGUGUGGCGUGCUGGUCAGGAACUUGUAAAUGAAAAAAAUCCUUUCUACAAAGAAAGAACAACUCUGUUCACUGAAGAACUGAAGCACGGAAACAUUUCACUGAAACUCUCCAAAGUGAAACCUUCUGAUGAGGGGAGAUACAAAUGUUACAUUCCAGAUAUGAACACAGACGCCUCCGUUGAGCUUGUUGUUGGGGCCGUCUCCUCACCUGUCAUCAGUUUAGCAGGGAUUGACAGACACAAAGGGGGAGUGGUGUUACAGUGUGAGUCUGCAGGCUGGUAUCCAGAGCCUGAGGUGUUUUGGCUGGACGGUGAGGGAAACCUCCUCUCUGCUGGACCUACAGAGACAGUCAGAGGUCCUGAUGACCUCUAUACUGUCAGCAGCAGAGUGACUGUGGAGAAGAGACACAGCAACAGCUUCACCUGUAGAGUCCAACAGAAGGACAUCAACCAGACCAGAGAGACACACAUCCAGGUUCCAGAUGAUUUCUUUGAGGUCCAGUCCAGUUUGUCCUCCAUCACAGUUGGAUUGGCUGUUUGUUUGGCUGCUUGCAUCGUGAUCAUUUUGUUACUUAUCUUUUCUGUGUGGAAAUGGAGACAGAACAGAAUCAAGAGCAAGAGAAGCCACAGGGAUGAAAUGGAUAAAGGAGAACAGAAGGAGCGCUUUAAAAGAAACAAACCUGAAGAUGAGCUCCACAUUGAAGCAGAAAGAGAGCAGCUCAUGACAAAUGAAACAGUGACAAUGAAGAGUGUGAAGAACAAAAAAGGGGAAAGAAAGACAAAACAUUUUAAGGAGCAGCAGCUGCAGGAGGAGCAGCAGAGGAGGGAAGAAGCUGAGAAAAGAGUUCAGACACUGAAAGAUGAGCUGGAGACCAAGAGGAAUGAGGUUGAAACCAAACAAGCUGAGCUGCAGCAGCUCCAAGAAGAGAAGCAGAGGAAGGAGAACGACCUGCAGACUGUGAAGGAAGAGCUGGAGAACAAGAACAAAGAGCUGGAGAGAAUUCAAACCAGCCGAGGCAGCAGUGUAUUUACUCGGCUCUGGGUUCAAAAUAAGGAAGCUGAGUUGGAGACACUGAAGUCAAAGCUGGAGACCCAGGAAAUGGAAUUAAAGACCAAAAUCAAAAAGUUUAAAGACAAACAAGCUGAAGUCCAGCAGCUCCAGGAUCAGAUUCAGAGAAUGGAGACCAUCCUGCAGACGGAGGAGGUUCAUUAUUCUACUGAACUAAAAGUAUCAGAGUAUCCAAAUAUUUAUAGAGAUAUUUGGUAUCAGUGUCGAUGCUCAGACAUUCAGCAACAUUCAUCAUCAAUAACUUUUCAUCAUCAUCAUCAUCAUCAUGUGUUGAACAUUCAGACCUUAAACCUGAAGGUGCUUUGUGGAGUUUUCUUGUGAUUAAACAGAAGUUAU